Molecule: messenger RNA, 1115 nt
Organism: Stegastes partitus (bicolor damselfish)
Lineage: Eukaryota; Metazoa; Chordata; Actinopteri; Pomacentridae
Gene: apoa1b
Product: apolipoprotein A-Ib
Exons: 4
Coding region: 53-760 (235 amino acids)
Source: RefSeq, a predicted model, not a curated record
CGCUCUUGCUGAAGUUGUUCAGUCUCGGCUUCAACUCCACCAGACCACCACCAUGAAAUUUGCGGCUCUUGUCCUUCUGCUGGCUGUCGGCUCUCAGGCCGCUUCCCUGCAGGCUGAUGCACCCGACCAGUUGACCCAAUAUCGGGCUAAGGUGAAGGAGGGCCUCGUGAGGGUUCUGACACCCUUAGAUACCACAUCAUACAAGGACUCCAAGGACACCGCAAUUGAGACGUUUGACACCAAAUUGGGCGAAGUUCUUACAAUGGGUCAAGGUUUAUUCAGUACCGUCUCUGAUGCCACCGAGGGUAUCCGUGAUACCCUCAAGAAAGAUGCGCAGACCUUACAAGCGAGCAUCGCUACUGAUGCUGAAACAUUGAGGGAGAACGUUCUGAAACACCUUCGGGACUAUGUCGGUGUGCUAACACCCCUUAAAGAGCAUUUAGAGGGUAAGAGACCUGAGCUUGAGGCAAUCAAGAUCAAGGUUAUACAAGCUGCAGAGCAGAUUGGUGAGAAGGUGCCAAAGAAUUGGGAGGAGACCAGAGGUUCCUUCGCGCCCAUAGCAGAAAAGGUGAAACAACAAGCUGCUGUGCAUAUGGAGAUGGCUGAGAAGCAGAUUGGGCCCUAUGUUACCGAAUACAAGGACUCAUUCCAGGCUGCUAUGAAUAAUCCAAACGAAAGGCUUCGACCUCUUUUGGAGGAAUUUAAGGCUAAGAUGGCAGCCUUUAGUGAAACCCUGAAUCAGGCAUUGGCCAGGAACUAAAUCCUCUCUACCCUGUUCUUGUAACUAACCUCACCUCCCUGCCUGUCCUAGAUCCAUUUCUUCUUCUCAGCUGACAAAAUGAAGCUAAUACCUAACUGAUGAACAAAAUGGCGGGACUCUCCUCCUUCCAUGCAAACAGCUUACAAGCACACGCAAGCACACAUGCAGAGACGAGUACAUACUUAGCACACACACAUGCUUUAUUCUUCACAUGUCGCGGCCAACUGCUAGCAUUUUGUGUAGGAACUGUAUGUGAACUACUACAAGUGCUUGAAUCUCUGUGUGACCAUGCUUGUCAGAUGAAAACUGUGCUUUGGUGAAAUACAGCUCAAUAAAGAUCUGACUGUUUAUACUA